CGAUGGCAGACUUCCACGUCCAGCCAGAGUCGGUGCACGCUGAGGAGUCCGGCGUGGCCCGAUUCCAGUGUCAGAUCCACGGCCUGCCGGAGCCCGUCAUUAGCUGGGAGAAGGACAGCCGUCCUGUAGACACUGCAGAUGAAAGGUACACUCUUCUACCAACAGGUGUUCUGCAGAUUACCGGAGUGCGAGAGGAGGACAGUGGGAAGUUCUGCUGUGUGGCUCAUAACAGUGCAGGAGUGAAACACAGCACCGAGGCGCUCCUCACAGUUUCAGGUUCUCAGUCGUCUGUUUACAAAGAACCUGUGAUUCUGGUCGGCCCUGAAAACCUGACCCUCACUGUUCACCAGACGGCCAUCUUGGAGUGUGUUGCUACAGGAUACCCUCAGCCCAUUGUGUCUUGGAGCAGACUAGACGGCCGGCCCAUCGGAGUGGAGGGAAUUCAGGUUCUCGGCACGGGGAACCUGAUGAUCUCGGAUGUUGGCGUGCAGCACUCGGGGGUCUAUGUGUGUGCUGCGAACAAACCAGGAACUCGUGUCCGCAGGACGGCUCAAGGACGUCUUGUAGUCCAAGCUCCAGCGGAGUUCGUUCAGCCUCCACAGUCCAUCGCCCGUCCGGUCGGCACCACCGCCAUCUUCACCUGCCAGGUGCAGGGCGAGCCUGACCCGCAGCUCACCUGGCUGAAGAACGGACAGGUCCUGGAGCCCAGAGGACACGUCAAACUCAGGAACAACAACAGCACUCUGACGAUACACAGCAUCAGCCAGGAGGACGAGGCCAUCUACCAGUGCAUCGCUGAGAACAGCGCCGGCUCCACACAGGCCAGCGCCCGCCUCACCGUGCUCUGGUCCGACGGGCUGCCCGGUGUCCCCACCCACGUGCAGGCUGAGGCCCUCUCACCCACCACCAUCCAAGUGUCCUGGAGGGAGCCCGAACAGAACACUCAGGACAUCAUCGGCUAUGUUCUCCAUAUCCGCAGGACUUCAGACCCAUUGGAAAUGGAGUACGAGGAGGCCGUCAGUAAGGUCACACUGCAGCAGGUCAUCCGUGACUUGGAGCCCUCCACCAGUUAUACCUUCUACGUCAAAGCUUACACUUCCCACGGAGCCAGCAAACCAUCGGACAGCAUCGCUGAAAGCACUCGUGGGGAGGUGCCGGCUCCUCCCUCCCUCUUCACCAAGGUGUUGAACAGCACCGUCGUUCAAGUAAUGUGGGAAGCCUCGUCUAAGAUGGGCCAACACCAAGGCUUCAAACUUUACUACAGACGAGCCCAGGCGCCGCUGUUCUCCGAUCCCUUCACCUUCGCUCAGAACGUCACCCAGUGGAACAUCACUCAGCUGGACUCUUCGCUGGUCUAUGAGAUAAAACUGCUUGCCUACAAUCAACACGGGGAUGGAAACGCCACCACUAGAUUUGUGUCACUUCGGGAGGCGUUGGAGAAGUCCGUGCUGGACGGCCCGUGUGACUGCGUAAAAGAUGAGCAGAGCAAAACAUCCACUACAGGCAUCAUAAUUGGAAUUCACAUAGGAGUGACCUGCAUCAUUUUCUGUGUGCUCUUCCUCGUCUUCAGCUACCGCGGCAGGUUAAUGAUGUGUAAGACGGUUCAGGCCACCCCCCAGGCAGCGCACAGCACGGCGCUGGAGUCUUCCUCCUCUUCUCAGGGGGCCUCCGGGCUCAACGGGGCUGCCAGGAGAGAGAUGGAGGUCAAUGGCAGCGCCGCGGGGAAGAAAGCGGUCGACAGCAAUGAGCUCGAGAGACUUUUCACUCAUCGCAAGACACAAGAUGCAUCUACGUCUGACUCCUACAUACUGAARGACACCCAGCUGUCUACGAUACCGCUGGACGAGUUUGCAGAAGAGAGGGAGACGCCGUUUCAGGAGCAUCCUUCAGCCAGAGCAGCUCAGCAGGACCAAGGCUAAUCAUGUAUGAAGGCCCAUUCACGGGACGCUUUCUAGUGUCCACUUAGACUUUUCUCUCACUCAGGUUGACAAGUGUUUCUUUUCAAAGUAGUCUUUCCUUUUGUGCAAAGAUUUUUUUAUAUAAAUGGGUAAGUUAAGAGGUUCUGGGGGAUCCAGGGAAGGUGUAUGGGAGUGUUUUUGGCUGGGCUAUUUCUAGCUAGAUGGACCACUUUUAUUGUUUUGUUUUUAUGUCUUUUUUUAGUUUUCUGGUGUUAGGCAGCACAGAGAUUAUCCUUGAAUGUUCCUGUUAUAGAACAACUUUUAUUUUGAAGUUUUUGUGUAUAUGUCGACCCAGUCUCACUGAAAAAUGGGAAAUAGACACAAAACUCAAUCUUGCAAUUUGCAAUAAUGAAUAUUUAGCAUUUUAUGAUGCUUGUACCACUUCUCAGUACUUUCCUGUUAACCUGAUUAAAUCAUAAAUAUUUUGUUUUGUGACUAUUCCACCUUUUAUUAGUGAGACUAAAUAUGUGCAUWUACAGUAUAUAAGUUAUUGGUUCUAAAUUAUUGGUCUCAUUUCUCCACGUUUAAUAAUGUUAAAGACUCGUGCUGCCUGCUCUCCCAAUGAAACCACCUUCUUACUCACAGAAAACCUCAACCUUCUUCCAGGGAUUCAAUAUAUUCUGUCUCAGGACUUUGUUUCAGUGAAAUCAACAUUUUUUUUAUGAGUUCUUGGCCUUUGUACCGGUAUUAGACUUGGCUGUGUGAACUUUGCGAUUGAACAAAAAAAAAGGAAAGAAAAAGAAAACCUACCUCAGCCGGAAUGAAUGUGUCGUGGGAAGUUUUAGGGUCUUUACCUUCCCCCCCGUGCUCACAAUGACUUUACAAAUAUGGAGGAACCAACUGGUUGGACAACUGCAAGAUCAGGUGCCGCUCUACCUCAGGUGUCAACAAUCGACUCUCCUCUCCUGCUUAACGACAGAAAACGGACAAAAGAGCAUCCAACAUAAAGCACUUCCAAAUGCUGAAAUUAUUGUUCUACCUCAAGAUAACAAAGUUAAUGUUGUCGCUGUUGUUGUUGUUGUUAGACUUCUUAUUGCAUAAUCAAAACCCUUCUUUUUUUUUCUCCUCCCCCCCUUUGUGAAGUCCUGGAUAUGAUGUUUGUACAGUGUCAGUACCUCAUGCAAGUUGACAGACUGAUCGUUUUGUUUACUGUAUUUUGCGAAUGUGUAGAUGCUAUGUUAUUUUAAGGAUCACUGUAUUUUUCUCACUGAAUAUCAGUUCAGUGGAUGAAAAGAAAGACUUAGAUGUACACUGCAUUUAUAAUCAUGUCUUCAGGCGUUAUUUUAACGAUCAUCAAGGUUGGGUAUGUAUUACUAAACUGGACAGGAAGCACUAAAAUUGAUUGGCYUGAUUUAUGUUUUUAACGACUAGUUGAAUGACUUUUAUAACUACUUUGACAUUUUGGCUUCUUCCUGGUUGUUAGAUGAAAGGACAAAUACUUUUUUAUGUUUAAUUUUCACAUUCUGGUAAAAUCAAACUUGUGUUUUUCAAACCAAUAAUAAGUCAAACAUGGUAUAAGCUAAAUAUUCUUAAACUCUGGCUAAAGUAGGAUUUGCAAUAAAUAAAUUGAAAUUAAGUCUUUACUGUAAAUACAAAAUAAAAUCUCCAAAUUGUUAGCUUAGCUUAGCAUAAUAAUCAAUGGAGCUUUCAAAUGGUAAAGCUAACUAUUAAUGCAAUUUAAGAAACUAAAGAAAAAUCAAUAUUUUGGCUUGUUUUUAACAGAGUGGUAUUUAUCUUUUCAUCUAACUCUUUGCCAGAAAGUGGCAUAAGUGUUUUAACAUCAAAUAUAAUGAUUUUUAGAAUAAAAAGGGAAAAAGAAGUUGAAUUCUUUAAUUAUUCAAACUCAAAGCAGUGUAUCUCUAACUCUUUUUUUCGAACAUGUUACUGCAGUACUGUUAGUGAUUUGUUUUUGAUUUUUUUGUUUUCAUGUCACCUGCCUUUAUCAAACGAAACAGUAGCCUUUUUUACACAUGUGGUGCCCAGUAGACGAGACAGUUGCAGAUCUUGCUUGUCUGCCGUAACUCUUCCCAAAACUACAAUAGCUGCUCAUUCUUCUCCCUCCUGUCAACAUUGAAUCACUUCCUUCUCCAGGAACAUGGUGUUUGUACUCAUUAGACGCUGACGAGCACAGACAGAGAGCUCGCCUGGGGGGAGAUUGACGAUUGUUUGGUAGCCGAGCCGUCUCGAUGCCUCUCUCCUCUCCGCGGCUUCCUGCUCUGUGCGAGGAGUUGCUUUGACACAUUUUGGUUACCUACCUCAACCAUGUUUUUUGGCCUUUCUCUCAGGUCCAGGUGAAGGAAACUAUGUGAAAACGAUGAAACGGUUUGAAAUGAAAAGGCAAAAAUGCAGCUGUUAGAAAAUGUUCAACAUGCAGAAAUAACAGUCGGUCGCACAAAUGGAGGGAGAACUUUUCAGGACCUUUAUGUCAUGCACUAACUAUGAGAACAGUUUAUACUUUAUUUCCAGUAGUUGUGAAUGUGUAUAAGAUUUUUUUUAAAUAAUUAUGUUUUUACUUUAUUUUCUCUCACUGAGGGUCUUAUUGUGUCGAGAAAACUGAAAAAAAAAGUGAGUGACACCUACAA
This is a messenger RNA of Austrofundulus limnaeus, 4540 nucleotides long. It is a transcript of the gene igdcc3, whose product is annotated as immunoglobulin superfamily, DCC subclass, member 3. Gene Ontology annotation, biological process: cell-cell adhesion. NCBI's taxonomy places the organism in Eukaryota, Metazoa, Chordata, Actinopteri, Cyprinodontiformes, Rivulidae. Gene Ontology annotation, molecular function: protein binding. The record is from RefSeq and is a predicted model, not a curated record.